Messenger RNA from Ogataea polymorpha, 1392 nucleotides. RefSeq lists its product as uncharacterized. Bases 1 to 1392 code for a protein of 463 amino acids. The record is from RefSeq and is a predicted model, not a curated record. Lineage: Eukaryota; Fungi; Ascomycota; Pichiomycetes; Pichiales; Pichiaceae. Gene Ontology annotation, biological process: transmembrane transport. Gene Ontology annotation, molecular function: transmembrane transporter activity. The transcript has a single exon.
AUGCUCCAAUUCCAGCCUAAAAGUCUCCAAAGACCAAUCAACUGGAGCACGAAAAAAAAGCUGGUACACACAGUGCUUUAUGGAUUGACCACAUUCAGUGCACAAUUCAAUUCCACAACUAUGUCGUUCGAAUACUGCGUUGACGACAUUCGGAAAGAGUUUGGAGUCUCGCGAGAAGUGGUGCUGCUGCUUACUUCUCUGUACAUUCUCGGCAUCGCUUUUGGCCCUAUGGUGUUUGCUCCACUGUCAGAGAUUUACGGCCGCAAAAUUGGCAUAUUUGCUCCAUUUCUUGUGUCUGCGAUGCUGACGUUUGCAACCGGUAUUUCAUACAGCCUAGGUGCAAUGAUGGUGACACGGUUCCUCGGUGGCUUCUUUGCCGGAGCACCAAUUGUGGCGUCCGGAGGUGUUCUCGGAGAUAUAUGGUCGCCAGCGCAAAGAGGAGCGGCAUUUGCAUUCUAUGCCUGUUUCGUUAUUAAUGGAGCAGCGCUGGGCCCUACUAUAGGGUCGUUAUUAAGCAUGAGAACCAAUUGGAGGAACCCGCAAUGGUUUAUCGGGGGAUUUAGCAUUUGCAUUAUUGCCGUCUGUUGCACCUUUUUGCAUGAAACAUACGAGCCUGCGUUGCUGGCACGAGAAGCCAAAAAAGAGCGCCUUAAAUCAGGAUCAUGGGACAUACAUUCAAAAAGGGAUACUUGGGACCUGAACAUUCGCGAGCUCGUCAAAAUCCACAUGGUGCGGCCGUUUGCCAUUUUGGCCACCCCCAUUGUGUUUUUAAUGUCGCUAUUUGCCAGCUACGUUUAUGGAUUAUUUUAUUUGAUUCUCACCAAUGUCUCGGAAGCAUUUUACUUGGCCAAGGGGUGGAAAGGAACACUAGGCACAUUACCAUGCAUUUCGCUCCUGCUUGGAGUUCUUUUUGGCUGUGUGGGAAACAUGCUUUGGGCAAAUCGGUAUGCCAGUUUGGUGGAAAGGAACAACGGGGACCCUUUACCUGAACAGCGGCUCCCAGUGAUGAUGAUCUUGGGAUGGCUAAUGCCUGCCGGAAUAUUUAUUUUUGGAUGGACUUGUUCGCCAAACGUUCCCUGGCCCGCUCCUUGCUUGGGAAUUAUGAUGAUGGGUUGUGGCUUCAUAACGAUUUUCCAAGGGAGCCUGAAUUAUCUCAUUGACAGCUAUACCUGCUACUCUGCAUCUGCAAUAGCGGCUGCCACUUUUUUGCGGUCGGUUUUUGCUGCCUCCUUUCCGUUAUUUGCAAAACAGCUAUUUGUCAACUUGAAUGUGCACUGGGGUGCCAGUUUAAUUGGUUUCAUUGCCCUGGGAAUGAUUCCAAUUCCUUAUCUUUUUUUCGUUUUCGGCAAGAGGAUACGAGAAAAAAACGUUUUCAAACCAGGUCUAGAAUAG